UAGCGUGCGCUCGAUCGUUAUGUUUUCCGCGGGGCGAUGGCUUCUCCCGCUUUUCUGGCUCAUUUCGAACGCGACCUGCUGGAUAAAUGGCGCUCGGAUCCUCGUCAUCGCCCCCUUCGAGACGCAUUCGCAGUGCCUCCUCUUGAUGCCCUAUAUAGAGGCCCUGGCCGAACGGGGUCACCAAUUGACGGUUAUACAUGCCUUCAAGCACUGCAAGCCAGUUGGAAAUGAGACUUAUAUACGCAUAUCAGAUAAUAACAAUGUUUUUGCAGAAUUUGAGGAGUUUAUGGUAUAUGCAACGACAAACAAAUGGGAGGAAAUGAAUUCCAUGGCGAGAAUCAUGAUAAAUGCCGGCCUGAAUGUACUAAAUAAUGCGGAAGUACGUGCCUUAAUGAAAUCAAAUACUACCUUCGAUGCUGUAGUUGUAGAAGCGGGUUUCACGGAUGUACUUUUCGGCUUGGGAGAACUAUUCAAUGCUACACUGAUUGGAAUUUCCACCUGCGGAGCGGAUUGGAAUCUUAAUACUUUGGUGGGCCACGGAGUAUCCGUUUUGGUGGAGCCUCUUAUGCCAAUGAGCGCGAUACCUGUCAGAAAUGUUUGGGAUCGUAUCUACAUGUGGUAUUACAACACCGAAGAAUGGCUGCUUUUGAAUUUGGUGUUCAUCCCGAAACUGCGACUGGUUCAUGAUCAUUUCUUUGGUCAUUUGAAAAAGAGCUUUGUGGAAACCCGUCAGGGGUUUUCACUUAUGCUGCUUAAUCAACACUUUAGCCUUUUCAGAGCUAGAUCAAGUGUUCCGGGAAUGAUUGAAGUUGGUGGCUUCCACAUCCCCAAAAUGGAUCCCACACUUCCUGAGGAUCUGCAGAUAUUUAUCGAUGAGGCAGAACACGGAGUCAUCUAUUUCGCUUUGGGAGUGGAGCUGCAGAGUAGAGAUUUGCCACAGGAAUUUCAGAAAAUGCUGCUUAAGAUUUUUGCAUCAUUGCCACAACGCGUAAUUUGGAAGUUCGAAGGAAAACAUCCAGCGAAUGUAUCAAAUAAUGUCUAUUUGUCUAAGAUGUUGCCACAACAAGCAAUUCUGGCACAUCCAAAUGUUAAAGUUUUUAUAAGUCACGGCGGAAUGUUAAGCAUCUUUGAGGCUGUUUAUUACGGAAAAAAUAUUAUAGGUCUGCCUUUGUUCUACGAUCAAUUCAGGAACUUGGAAGUUCUGGUGGAGGAGGAAGUGGCCAUCGAGUUAAGAAUAAACAGCAUGACUGAAGAGGUGAUGCGUGAUUCCCUGGAUCGCCUGUUGUAUCAACCAAAGUAUCGGGAAAAAGCACGUUCUAUUUCCGAGAAAUUCCGGGAUCAACCUAUGCACCCUUUAGAUUCAGCCAUCUAUUGGACCGAAUAUGUUAUACGAUACAAGGGCGCAAAACAUAUGAGGGUUUCCCAGUCGCAGGUGAAGCUGGCCGAAUAUUAUUCCCUGGAUAAAUUCCUUAUGGUCGGAGUAAGACUUUUCUUGGUUGUGGUUUUCGUUUUCUUUGCUCUUUCCAAUAGAAUGGUUUUCCUUAAUUAUUUGGCUCGAUUUGUAAAGUCUUUCAUACCUGUUAUUGGUAUACAACGUAAUGUUGAAGUGAUAAGAUGACUUAUAAAUUAUUUAAGUAUUUUAUUGAAUUUAAGUGGAAAAUUUUAGAACGAUUGCUUUCUACUGAGAUAACAGCGCCCAUAAUAAUAUUAUAAGCAGUAGAUAAAAAGGUCAACAAACAAAUGUUAUGAUCAACAAACCUAUUUAAACCUACCACAAAAAAAUCAUAAUUAUGUACUGCUACUAUUAAAAUUAAAAUAAGCUUAAAUAUUACGGAUUUUAAACAAAAUCAUCAUAUAAAAAUGAAAAUUUUGUAAUAAGGUUAAAAAAAAUCCAAAUAAAUAAUCGAUUUCUGCUGGCUGCGCAUUUGAAAUGUA
Messenger RNA from Drosophila ficusphila, 1935 nucleotides. It is a transcript of the gene Ugt304A1, whose product is annotated as UDP-glycosyltransferase UGT5. Gene Ontology annotation, molecular function: UDP-glycosyltransferase activity. Bases 20 to 1618 code for a protein of 532 amino acids. The transcript is spliced from 2 exons. NCBI's taxonomy places the organism in Eukaryota, Metazoa, Arthropoda, Insecta, Diptera, Drosophilidae. The record is from RefSeq and is a predicted model, not a curated record.